AUAACAACCACUGAAUCAACAACGGAAGAAAAGACAACACCCUAUGACACCUCUGUGGAACAAACAACGGCGCAGAGCACAACGGUUGAUAUAACAACUGAAGGAUUAACAACGAAAGACAAAACAUCUACUGUCGAUGCAACAACUGAAGAAUCCACAACUAAAAUAGAAACAACUGUAGAUUCUACAACGGAUUCAUUAAAAACUGAGGAAAAGACAACGGUUGAUGCUACUACUAAACAAUCAACAACCGAGGAGAAGACAACUGUUCAUAUAACAACCGCUGAAUCAAAAACGAAAGAGAAGACAACACCCUAUGACACCACUGUGGAACAAACGACGACGCAGAGCACAACGGUUGAUAUAACAACUGAAGGAUUAGCAACGAAAGACAAAACAUCUACUGUCGAUGCAACAACUGAAGAAUCCACAACUAAAAUAGAAACAACUGUUGAUUCUACAACGGAUUCAUUAACAACGGAGGAAAAGACAACGAUUCAUGCUACUACUAAACAAUCAACAACCGAAGAGAAGACAACUGUUCAUAUAACAACCGCUGAAUCAACAACGGAAGAAAAGACAACGCCCUAUGACACCACUGUGCAACAAACAACGACGCAGAGCACAACGGUUGAUAUAACAACUGAAGGAUUAACAACGAAAGACACAACAUCUACAUUCGAUGCAACAACUGAAGAAUCCACAACUAAAAUAGAAACAACUGUAAAUUCUACAACGGAUUCAUUAACAACGGAGGAAAAGACAACGGUUGAUGCUACUACUAAACAAUCAACAACCGAAGAGAAGACAACUGUUCAUAUAACAACCGUUGAAUCAACAACAGAAGAAAAGACAACACCCUAUGACACCACUGUGGAACAAGCAACGACGCAGAGCACAUUAACAACGGAGGAAAAGACAACGAUUGAUGCUACUACUGUAGAUUCUACAACGGAUUCAUUAAAAACUGAGGAAAAGACAACGGUUGAUGCUACUACUAAACAAUCAACAACCGAAGAGAAGACAACUGUUCAUAUAACAACCGCUGAAUCAAAAACGAAAGAGAAGACAACACCCUAUGACACCACUGUGGAACAAACGACGACGCAGAGCACAACGGUUGAUAUAACAACUGAAGGAUUAACAACGAAAGACAAAACAUCUACUGUCGAUGCAACAACUGAAGAAUCCACAACUAAAAUAGAAACAACUGUAGAUUCUACAACGGAUUCAUUAACAACGGAGGAAAAGACAACGAUUGAUGCUACUACUAAACAAUCAACAACCGAAGAGAAGACAACUGUUCAUAUAACAACCGCUGAAUCAACAACGGAAGAAAAGACAACACCCUAUGACACCACUGUGCAACAAACAACGACGCAGAGCACAACGGUUGAUAUAACAACUGAAGGAUUAACAACGAAAGACACAACAUCUACAUUCGAUGCAACAACUGAAGAAUCCACAACUAAAAUAGAAACAACUUUAGAUUCUACAACGGAUUCAUUAACAACGGAGGAAAAGACAACGGUUGAUGCUACUACUAAACAAUCAACAACCGAAGAGAAGACAACUGUUCAUAUAACAACCGUUGAAUCAACAACAGAAGAAAAGACAACACCCUAUGACACCACUGUGGAACAAGCAACGACGCAGAGCACAACGGUUGAUAUAACAACUGAAGGAUUAACAACGAAAGACAAAACAUCUACUAUCGAUGCAACAACUGAAGAAUCCACAACUAAAAUAGAAACAACU
Anneissia japonica is the source of this 1758-nucleotide messenger RNA. RefSeq names its product location of vulva defective 1-like. Lineage: Eukaryota; Metazoa; Echinodermata; Crinoidea; Comatulida; Comatulidae. The annotation marks the transcript as partial. The transcript has a single exon. The record is from RefSeq and is a predicted model, not a curated record.